Aricia agestis (brown argus) is the source of this 1357-nucleotide messenger RNA. RefSeq names its product zinc finger protein weckle-like. The transcript is spliced from 6 exons. Gene Ontology annotation, cellular component: nucleus. Bases 157 to 1287 code for a protein of 376 amino acids. The record is from RefSeq and is a predicted model, not a curated record. NCBI's taxonomy places the organism in Eukaryota, Metazoa, Arthropoda, Insecta, Lepidoptera, Lycaenidae. Gene Ontology annotation, molecular function: zinc ion binding.
UUACUGGAAAAAAAGCAAUAUCGAAAAUAAUUUAUAAAAUAUGUAAACCAAAAUUAACAAUAUAAUGUAGCAACACCAGCAACCCAAUAACAAUAGCAAAACUUAUACCGACUAAAACACAAACUGAAAAUAGGAAGUAGAACACAGAUUACAACAAUGAAUAAUAUUUUGGUUCGUGAGUUUUCUUGCAGGCUGUGCUUGUGUGUCGAUACAGAGAAACUAAAACCUCUCAGCUUAGAACUGAAGCGGAAACUCAAGAGGCUAUUUGAUAUAACGGUAAAGAAGGAUGAUGAACUUCCUAAAGCAAUAUGCCAUGAUUGCUUACAACAGAUAGGGUCAUUCUACCUAUACACAAUAAAGGUAGACAAAAAUCAGAAGUUGCUAAGUCUACAUGAAAGUAAAACCGAUACCUUUAAACUAAAUUUAGCGACAAAUAACGAAACAAAAGAACAAAUAGCGAAUAAAGAACAGAAACAAAAAGAUGAGCAAAAUGGAAAUAGCACAGAUAAUAAAAGCAGUAAAGAGUCAUCACCCAAAGCUGUUGUGGAAAAACCACCUGCAGUCAACAGUUCAAAAAAAGGUCCCAACAGAGGUACCAAACAAACUAAGAAGGCUGAACCUCCUAAAGAAGAAGUAGACCCCAUAGUUAUAAUCGAUGGGAAACCCGCAAAACAUGGGGAGGAAUUGGACAAACAGAUAUCUCUCUUCUACCCAAUGGAAUGUAACAUAUGUCACGAGAAGAACUUCAACUUCCAAUCUCUGAUGAACCAUUACAAAGACGGACACGGCGUCCCCGGUUACGUGGCGUGCUGCGGAAAGCAGUUCCAUUUCUUCUACCCGAAGAAAAUUAUCGAGCACAUGGCAUACCAUCUGCAGCCAAACAUUUUCAUGUGUCACAGCUGCCACGAAAACUUCCAAACCUCCCACGACCUGCAGCAGCACUGCAGCAACGGCGGUAGAUCCAACGCCAAGAUCGUCUGUCAGCGGUGCCCAGAACGCUACCCCACGUACCGCGAGCUGGGCGUCCAUCUCCUUACGCACAGGACAGAUGAGCUGCAGUGCGACUAUUGCGGGAAAAUGCUGAAGUUCAAGCAUCGCAAGAAGACGAUCAACCAAAUGGAAGACUUGAUGCUGUGCUCGCAUUGCGUUCGCACUCUCACUAGCAUCGAGAAACAAGAUAAAGAUAAUAGAGAAAAACAUAAGGGCACACGCGACUCAAGUACAUCGAAACGGAAAAUACGUUAUACUGAAGAUGACGUGUCCUCAACUUGCACAGACAAACUUUGAGUCCAUGAAAACAAUUUACCAUAUUUAAUUUAUUAUCACUCGAGAAGGUAACUUAAGAAUAAAAAAAUAG